Molecule: messenger RNA, 1233 nt
Organism: Candidula unifasciata
Lineage: Eukaryota; Metazoa; Mollusca; Gastropoda; Stylommatophora; Geomitridae
Source: the annotation of a GenBank genome assembly
AUGGCAAAAAAACCAGAAGAAGAUGAAUUUGAAAUGCAGCUGCGCCAAGAAGAGCUGGCCAGACUUGCUCAGGAAGAUGGCGAGGCACUUUCUCGUGGGAUAUCAUACACUGAUGAAGAUGGAACAGUAAUGGAGUGGGAUCACGAAAGAAAGGCAUAUUUUCCCAAGAUUGAUGCAGAUUUCAUAGCUCAGUAUCAGAUCAACUAUGGUACAACAGUUACAAGCACAGCAGGACAAGAACUCAGUGAAGAAGACAAAAAAGCACAGUACGAAGAAUACUGGAAGAACUACUACAAUGUGUACCAUCAGGAGCAACCAGCUCUACCAACACUUGACGAAGAAGGUAACCCAGUAGAAGCUGAAGAUCAACCGAAACAAGAAAAUAAGGACACAGAGAGUAAAUCUGUAGCUUCUGACAACCUUGUUGCUCCUGAUCCCACCUCAGAUGAACAUUAUGAAUACAACCUUUAUUAUUAUGGCAAGGAGUAUGCAGAUGCUUACAGAGAUUAUUAUAAGGAGCAUCCUGAUGCUGAGGCCAUGCCAGACUUUAUAGCUCAGAAUGCACAAGGGGGAGGUGUCAAGGAAACUCAAGAAGACACAAAGAAGAACAAGAAGAAGAAAGAAAAAGGGAAAGAAAAAGGGGAGAAAAGGAAAGAGCCUCCUAAAGAAGAAGGUUGGUUUGACAUUAAUCCAGAUACCUCCACACAACUGUAUAUUACUGGUUUACCAGCCGAUAUAACUGAAGAUGAGUUCAAAGACAUCAUGGGUAAAUGUGGUUUAAUCAUGUUUGAUCCAGCCACACGUAAACCAAAAAUUAAACUGUACAAAGAUGAGGAAGGAAAUUAUAAAGGGGAUGGUCUCUGCACAUACAUCAAGCCCGAAUCGGUCCAGCUGGCCUUCCAGAUCAUUGAUGGCAUGGAGUUACGAGACCACAAGGUAACUGUGGAGAGGGCAAAGUUUCAAAUGAAAGGAAGCUUUGACCCCAAGAAAAAGAAGAAGAAGCUCAGCAAUAAGGCCAAACAGAAGCUUAAAGAAAGACAGCAAAAAUUAUUUGACUGGAGGCCAGAGAAGAAUCCAUUUGAGAGGGCAAAACAUGAACGCAUUGUCAUUCUAAAGAAUAUGUUUGAGCUACGGGAGUUUGAGGAAAACCCUGCUCUGAUAAACGAGCUGAGAGCUGACGUGAGAGAGGAGUGCGCCAAGUUUGGCGAGGUCAAGAAAGUCAACUUAUACGAC